Messenger RNA from Eubalaena glacialis (North Atlantic right whale), 1042 nucleotides. RefSeq names its product regulator of G protein signaling 1 (gene RGS1). Lineage: Eukaryota; Metazoa; Chordata; Mammalia; Artiodactyla; Balaenidae. The record is from RefSeq and is a predicted model, not a curated record. Bases 36 to 626 code for a protein of 196 amino acids. The transcript has 5 exons.
GAGCAGCAGCCAUCUCCACGCCAAGGUCAGACAAAAUGCCAGGCGUGUUCCUCUCUGCUAAUCCACAGGAACUGAAAGGAACUGAUCAUUCGCUUCUAGACGACAAAACGCAAAAAAGGAGGCCAAAGACUUUUGGAAUGGAUGUGAAAGCAUACCUGAGAUCUAUGAUCCCACAUCUGGAAUCUGGAAUGAAACCUUCCAAGUCCAAGGACCUACUCUCUGCUGAUGAAGUGAAGCAGUGGUCUGAAUCUCUGGAAAAACUUCUUGCCAACCAAACUGGUCAAGACAUCUUUGGGAAUUUCUUAAAGUCCGAGUUCAGUGAGGAGAAUAUUGAAUUCUGGCUGGCUUGUGAAGACUAUAAAAAAACAGAGUCUGAUCUUUUGCAUUGCAAAGCGGAGAAAAUCUAUAAAGCAUUUGUGCAGUCAGAUGCUGCCAAACAAAUCAAUAUUGACUUUCACACUCGAGAAUCUACAGCCAAGAAGAUUAAAGCACCAACACCCACGUGUUUUGAUGAAGCCCAAAAAAUCAUAUAUACUCUUAUGGAAAAGGACUCCUAUCCCAGGUUCCUCAAAUCAAAUAUAUACUUAAAUCUUCUGAAUGACCUUCAGGCUAAUAGUCUAAAGUGACUGGUGCCGGCUGUAGGGAAUUAAAGAUGGUAUCAAGUACAGAAGGAAUGUACCAGGAUGGCUCCCUGGGGGAACACCUUGGCCUUUUUGGAUGACUCACAGAUCCAGGGGAAGAACCCAUGACUCAGGACAGAUUAACAUGGAAGUUAUCCAGGCUCAGGGCUGAAGGAGCGUGAGAUGAAAAUUUAGCGAUGGUAGAAGGAAGGAGAUACUGUGGUACUGUCAUAAAAUACAGUGGACCUACGUAUUAGAACAUCCCUCAGAACUGAGAAGGCCGGGUAAUGCUUGCUACGCAGAAACUGUGAAUAAGGGUUUUGAAACUGGUGAAAACUUGCUAUAAGCUUCAAGGUCUGACAUAAACUGACAUUUAUGCUGCAUAUCGUUAUACAGAGAUUGUAUUGAGCUGCUGAAAUCUC